AUGAGUUUUGCUGGCCUACAGAAGCGCCUGCAGAAGAAGGCGGCAGCCGCCGCCGCAACGGAGACAGUUGCGUCCUCCUCCCCCUCUCCGGGAGCAAAACUUGAUCCCACAAUUUCCGCCAGCACCGUCUACGACGUUGCUGCUCGAGAAGCACGUGUGAAUUAUGAGGAACGCAAACGGCAGCGUUCUCCUCACGAGGAGGCGGGGCCGGCGCGCAACGCUCCUGCGAAUGAUGGCGGUGGGUGUGCCAGCGUGCCGUCUGAGCGGCUUUCAGCAGAAAAGGCAAUUAAAAAGCAUCUAACAGAGAUGGAAUUUCUAGAGCGGCGACGCUUAGCCGAGGAAGCGGUGUUGCAGUGCGCGGAGGCCAUGUCAAGGAGCAUGGAGCCAGCAUCCACCGCUAGCAGUACAGCUGGUAUCAAAAGCGAGUCCGAGUUGCAUUAUUUAAGUGGCUUGCCAGCGCCACUGUGUCAGUUCCUUGAACGACGCCUGCAACGUUCAUUGGAUGCCACUGCAAUGUCGAUUGAUGCAUGUGAAGAGGAGGAGCACGACCUCCUCUCCGUGCUGAAAGUCGCGCUGAAGAGACCCAGCAACGAGCACGUGAUGGUUCCUCAGCAGCUAGAGCCUCUUAUCACCAUCUUGCGUGUCCUCUGGCUUGCCUUGUGUUGGCAUUGGGCCAUGGCACUUAGCGGGAAGAAGGGAGGUGAUUCUCCUGAGGAGGGGUGGUCUUACAAUGUCUACCUGCUCUCAAGGCACGCGCUACCCGAUCUGGUGCGCACCACGCGAGGACGUGAUGUGGCGCUGGCCUUGGAAGCCUGGCAGGCCGCAUAUCGUGUGCGGCAAAACAUGCUUGACUUCCUGGCAUAUAUACUCCAUGAUGUGGGGGUGGUCGUGCGGCUAUCAGGGAGUGAUGGCUCAACGAGUGACGAGGAGCCACGCAUUGUGCCGUUGAAGCUCGUGGACAGUAUAUUCCUUAUGGUGCAACACUUGCGCUGUCGGGACUUUGCGGCGUGUCGCCAAGUCUAUGUUGACCUUACGAUGGGAACCGCAAACUGGAAAUUGGGCCUUUUUUCGGGCGGGGAGGUGCACAUGCGGCGAUCCAUGGAGCGCAUCGAGCGCCGCCGCAUUGAACACCUCCUCCACAAUGAAAGGGCUGUACGCAUUUUGCAUGUGCUGCGAGAGUUGAUGGAUUUUGUGCAGGCGAACGAAGUGGCUUUGCUGCACUCCGGUCUCUUCGCCGCGGAAAAGUCGGGGCAAGAGCAUAACUGA
This is a messenger RNA of Trypanosoma conorhini, 1266 nucleotides long. RefSeq lists its product as uncharacterized. Bases 1 to 1266 code for a protein of 421 amino acids. The transcript has a single exon. The record is from RefSeq and is a predicted model, not a curated record. Gene Ontology annotation, cellular component: U2-type post-spliceosomal complex; U5 snRNP; U4/U6 x U5 tri-snRNP complex. NCBI's taxonomy places the organism in Eukaryota, Euglenozoa, Kinetoplastea, Trypanosomatida, Trypanosomatidae. Gene Ontology annotation, biological process: RNA splicing; generation of catalytic spliceosome for second transesterification step.